CCUGCCCAUAGGGUCAAGUAUCAGAGGAGUAGCCGUGUUAGUCUGAAUCUGCAAAAGCGGCAAGGAGUCCUGUUUCUUCUUCACCUUGAACAACGUGGCAAACUGCAGAGGGAGUCAGACUUCAUAGCCAGUGUAGACAGCAGCUGGAUCUCAUGGGGUGUGGGAGUCUUCAUUCUAAAGCCCCUGAAAUGGACCCUGUCGAGUGUGCUGGGUGACAGUAAAGUGCCUGAGGAGGAGGAAAUGCUGAUUUUUGUGGAGCUACUUCAGGAAAAGGCAGAGGAAGUGUAUCGCCUCUAUCAGAACUCUGCACUCUCUUCCCACCCGGUGGUUGCACUCUCAGAAUUGCGCUCACUCUGUGCCAACAUAUGUCCGGAUGAGAGGACAUUCUGUCUACUGCUGCUCCAGCUGCAGAAGGAAAAGAGGGUCACGGUCAUGGAGCAGAAUAGAGAGAAGAUAGUGAAGUUUGCCCGUGGUCUCCAUGCCAAAGUAUCUCCAGUGAAUGAUGUGGAUAUCGGGGUCUAUCAGCUGAUGCAGAGUGAGCAGCUGCUAUCACAGAAAGUGGAGUCCCUUUCGCAGGAAGCAGAGAGGUGUAAAGAAGAUGCCCGGACCGCUUGUAGAGCUGGCAAAAAGCAGUUGGCCCUGAGAUGUUUGAAGUCCAAGCGACGGACAGAGCGGCGGAUGGAAGAGCUCCUUUCCAAGCUGGAUGUGGUUCAGGGCAUCUUGGAUCGUAUAUAUGCGUCUCAGACAGAUCAGAUGGUGUUCAAUGCCUACCAGGCUGGAGUAGGAGCUCUGAAGCUGUCCAUGAAGGAUGUCACUGUGGAGAAGGCAGAAAACCUGGUGGAUCAGAUUCAGGAGCUUUGUGACACCCAGGGGGAUGUAGUUCAGGCUCUGGCAGGAAUGGCGAUCAAUGACUUGGAGGUUGACACUGAGGAGCUUGAGAGAGAACUGGAUAGUCUCCUCCAGGACUCCACUAAAGAGCCCAUGGACCUGCCUCCUGUUCCCCAGAAGCCUCUGCUUCCCAGCACCUUGGAUACUGAGCUUGAAGCACAGUUGGAGAAGGAGGAGGGAGAUUUGGCACACAAGACUGCUUCUACGUACUCUGAACCCAAAAGAGCUCUGGAACUGGGUCUCUAAUGGUGUCCGGCUGCUGUAAUCGAAAAGCUGUCUUAAGCUUGCUUAACUAGGGAGCAUAACUUUAAAAAGAAACUUUUGGAGUGUGGGCUAAUGCCCCCUCUUUACUGGCUAUCACUUUGCUAAGCAACAGGAUCUACUGCCAUGACAAUCCACCCUUUCCAGGACUGAUCCUAGCUGGUGUUGCUGACGUCUCUCUUUAGUGUCAAUAUCUACACUGGGCUCAAUUUGAUUUAUCCCAGCUCAUCUACGAUAUUCACUCUUGCCUAUGAGCUCUGUCUUCCCUGCAGAAUUACAACUCCUGGACUCUCCUACUUCAGAACUCUCCUUACUUCUGCUAUGGCCAGAGUUGAGGAGACCUUGAAACAUAGUAGGAUCAAAGCUGCUUGACCUCUGGCUGUUUGUGUGCUCGUGUAAAACAUUUGGCUCGUAACAUAGGUACUUGACUGUCACCUGUCUAAAGCAAGAUUACACACGUUGAUAGUACUGUCUAUCUUUCCUUGUUUGUAUUUGCACGAUUGUGGUCCACAAAACCAGUAACUGUUUUAUUGUAUGAGACUUGUUGCCACUAGGGGGAACCAAUUGCCAGCACAAAAUGAAAUUUAUUCCUCUUUUUGUAAUACACUAAGGCCUUGAAAAGGGACCUGCAAAGGAUUUUUAAAAUGGAGGUGUUCCUUUUGGUGCUGCGUGAUGAUAAAGGCCAGUAAUGUGUAUUACGUUUCUGCUUGGUUUUUACUUGUAGAAAUAACAGCUCACGUUUAGUCUUCCCUGCCUUUGUGAGAACUUUGAGAGUCACGGGGAUGGUUAGUGUGAGUUUUGCACCAUCACUGAAUAGAUGGGGAUUUUGUAUCCUCCUCCAAAGCGUUCAUUAGGCAGUGGCAUUAAUGGUAAAAUAGAGUAUUACACAGUAUAACAAUCCUCUCUUUUAGUUUGUCUUGAGAUGUCAUAAUUGCACUAGGCCACUAGUCCUAAAGAACUGAAUUUCUAAUGUAAAACCACAAGCAGAGGAAAUAACCUUUAGAGCUGCCUUUGCUCAUCAGGAAGAAGUGCAAUUUCUCUUUGCAGGUCCCUUUUUUUAAACUAUGCUUAUCAUGUAAAUGGAAGAGGGCAGGCCUGAUCUGUCUUGCCUCCAGUGGCAUCUAGUGCAGUUGGAUUAGCUGCUUUAGGCAAGGCACGUGCUUCCAACUGUGCUCUCGUGUGUAUCCUGGCUCCCGAUGGGAGCAGCAUGCCUGAGACGUGGAGAGGUGAGUACAAAGUGUGGCUGACCCAGGAAACGAAGGCUGUAGAGUGGACUAGGUGCGUGUACAUUUGUAACCGCUCUCCUGCUUGUCUCCCCGCAUCGAGUCAGUGUUUGUUUAUUGGGUAAGAACCCUGUUCUGCUACUUGUACCGAUGGCUCUCCAUUUCUCAAGCCAUGCGGAGGGCAGUUUGGAUGAAUAGUGAUGGAGUAAUGAAGAAGGGAUGAGGCAUUGCACCGAGACCAAUUUCAGGAGAGGGGGAAGAAAGCUACCAGCAAGGUAUCGACAGUCAGCUACAGCUCCUCUUCCACUCCCUCCCCCCAUAAACACCAGUACUAUUUCUGAGUGGAGACCCCUUCUCCUAUGGAGGGUACGGUGCAAGGGGUUAGCAAGCCUCUUGUGUUCCUUUCCUUUGUAAACCGAGGAAACUGAUUUUUCUACCUGCCAUGUAAUAAAGGGGAAGAAAAAGAAA
Pelodiscus sinensis (Chinese soft-shelled turtle) is the source of this 2840-nucleotide messenger RNA. Lineage: Eukaryota; Metazoa; Chordata; Testudines; Trionychidae. The record is from RefSeq and is a predicted model, not a curated record.